GCCUCGGCCGCGCAGGCCCGCGCGGAGCUCCCCCCCGCGGACCUCCCCGACGCGGCGGCCGAGGGGGCCGAGGCGGGGCCCAGGCAGGAGAAGAGCUCGGAGGCGCUGGACACCAAGAAGAGCCAUGGCAAGAAUGAUGAGGCCUUUCUCGGAGAGUUAGGUCUUCGAAGUCGACGAUCCGACCGAGAAAAAGGAGAGCGCGGGGAAAUCGCACGCGUGCUACCAGUGCCGCGAAGAGAAGGAAGAGCAUUUGAUGACUAAGAUGCGCGAAGCCAAGAAGGAAGGCGCGCCAGCAUCUUGGAUCUGCAAACCAUGCAAUGCGGCCAAUUCUCGCAUCAAGCGGUUGUGCAACACGAACGAGUUCAUAGCAGAGGGCAUUAAGAAACUUUCGCAGGACCAGCGGAAGAGCUUGAUUCAGAAGUGCCAUAGCCUGUUCGACGACGCGCUCGUCAAAGUCGUGACUGAGGAGGCGCAGCAAGUUCCCAGCCAGCGUUGCACUUCUAAAUCCAGCAUGGGCGGCGACAUGAAGCUCGUUAGAGACGUCGAGAAGCGGUUGGCCGCGGAGACCGACGACGAGGAAAAGGGCGCCCUCAGGAUGCCCCCGGACAAGGGGGUACGCCACAAAUGCCAAUACACAGGUCGCGAAUGGAUCUGGGAGUCUUCGUAUGCCAUCUCCAAAGAUCAGGAAGAAAUCCAAGAGCAGCGCCAGAAACGCACUAUCGAGCAGGAGUCGAAGGUGAAAGGCAAGAAGUUGAAGCGCCCGGCGGCCAGCAAGCAUGAGGGCGACGAUGACACGGAACAGACGAAACCGCUCAGGGCGGCCGAGAAGAAGAAGUUGGAGAAACCUCAGACUGUUUUCAAUGAGGGCAUGUUUGAGCUCGAGAAAGUUAUCUCACUCGGCCAGAACAAUUCUGAGGUCCCAGAGAAGGUCAUGAUUGAGGCUAACAAGGUUGCGGAUGAUAUCAGGUCCGAGCGGGGGCGCAUUGAAAAGGCACUCUUCGACGGCAUGGCCCUGCCAUCGAUCGUGAAGGAGAUCCUCGAGGGGGCUGAGGAGAACAAGAAGCAGCUCUCCAAGAAGACUUCGGUGCUCGAGGCGUUCGUGGAGGAUUGAGCUUCCAGCAGAUAUCCAACGCUGCAGCCCCUGCAGAGCGCCCAAACUGAUCCUCAGGUGCCCCUCAGGUGCCUUCAGGUGUCCCUCAGGUGCCCUUA
Messenger RNA from Prorocentrum cordatum, 1209 nucleotides. NCBI's taxonomy places the organism in Eukaryota, Dinophyceae, Prorocentrales, Prorocentraceae. The record is from the annotation of a GenBank genome assembly.